This is a messenger RNA of Plectropomus leopardus (leopard coralgrouper), 1183 nucleotides long. RefSeq names its product chloride channel, nucleotide-sensitive, 1A (gene clns1a). NCBI's taxonomy places the organism in Eukaryota, Metazoa, Chordata, Actinopteri, Perciformes, Serranidae. Gene Ontology annotation, biological process: spliceosomal snRNP assembly; chloride transport; cell volume homeostasis. Gene Ontology annotation, cellular component: plasma membrane; cytosol; spliceosomal complex. The record is from RefSeq and is a predicted model, not a curated record.
GUUGCCGCGAUAUUUCACCUGUGAGAGGUCGACUUCACUAUAAUACAUCCAUGGUCGGCACUGAGAAGCUCCAACAUCAGUUUGCUAACGUGUGUAUUUCCAGACUUUUCACCGCCUGUGUGGACUCUCUGAGCGGCUCGGCCUGGUUGAAUUAAUCCCGGAGAAGAGGCGCGAAGCUCAGCUCUCGAUUUUAAUCCGCCUCCAGCUGUCGAGUGUUAAUUUCCGAGAAGUUACCCCGGGUUAAAUUAGCGAGGUUUUGUAGCACGAAGUAGGUCACACAGCUUCUUUUUGACACCAGAGCCCCGUUUCUUUCCUCUUAAAGCAGCCGAUAACGAUGGUUUUGCAGAAAAAUCUUCGUCCUCCCACCGAGGGAGUGCGGCACGAGCCCGAGACCACCGCGGUGCUGGACGGCCAGAAGCUGGGCUGCGGCACGCUCUACGUCGCCGAAACGCGCCUGUCGUGGUUUGACGGCUCAGGGAUGGGUUUCGCUCUGGAGUAUCCCAACAUCAGCCUGCACGCCAUCUCCAGAGACAUCAGCACUUACCCACAAGAACACCUGUACGUCAUGGUCAACGGCAAACUCACAGGAGAGAAUGAGGCAGAAAUGGCAGAGAAAGCAGCUGAUGACGAAGGAGAUGAGAGCAGCGACAGCAGCGGUGAUGAUGAUGAUGAUGAUGAUGAUGAAGAAGGAGCGAUCACAGAGAUUCGGUUUGUGCCCAGCGACAAGGUGGCAUUGGAGUCCAUGUUCUCCGCAAUGUGUGACUGCCAGGCGCUGCACCCUGACCCAGAGGAUGAUGACUCGGACAACGACUUCGAAGGAGAAGAGUAUGACGUGGAGGAGGCCGAGGCAGAGCACGGACAUGCUGACAUCCCGACCUUCUACACCUGCGAUGAGGGUCUGUCUGCGCUCACGCAGGAGGGCCAGGCCACGCUGGAGAGACUGGAAGGGAUGUUGGCCCAGUCAGUCGCUCAGCAGUACCACAUGGCCGGGGUUCGAACUGAAGAAACCAACGCCGAAUUUGAAGACGGUAUGGAGGUGGACGCAGCAGCCAUGGAGGCCGGUCAGUUUGAGGAUGCAGACGUCGAGCACUGAUGGAUCUCACUGGCCAAAUAAAGAGUUGCAUCAUGGGAUUGGAGAAGAGAACAGCAGCACUUCUUUAAGGCUCUCAGCUCUGACUUGUAC